UUUAAAUAAAUAUUGUUCUUUUUUGUUCGUUUCAAAAAGUUAGUCAGAUAUAUUUGGCUUUACAAGACAUUAUUAACUAAAAUAAAAAAAUAAAACGAUUGUGUUUAAAAAUGGAAAUCGCGGCAACCUAAGCACUGUCUUCAUAAUCUGAAACAGGCACCCACACUCAUAUACCAAAACAUUGUUCGUAUAACAAUAAUUUGUUUAGUAAAUUUUUCUUCUAAUGAAAUAUUUUAUGAAUAAUAAAAGAGGACAAAAAACUAUAAUUGUUUUACGUAACAUAAUUUAUUAAUACACAAAUAUUAUAUGAAUUGUGUGCAAAGAUAUUUGUGUAAAAUAAAGGGGCAAAUUGCGUCACCAUAACUAAAAUUGCACCAAUAAGACAAAGGAACGGAGAUUUUUGCAGCCCCGGUUAACAAGUGCACUGUUGCUGUUGUGUAGCAUAUCUUGUUCACAAUGACUUCUGGUGUUGGUGGUGUUAAUAGCGGUGCUGGAACAUUGGAAGGUACUCUCAGUAAAUGGACCAAUGUUAUGAAGGGCUGGCAAUAUCGUUUUUUUGUUCUGGAUGAAAAUGCUGGCCUGUUAUCAUAUUAUACAUCUAAAGAGAAAAUGAUGAAAGGUGUACGACGCGGUUGUGUACGUUUAAAAGAUGCGGUCAUUGGUAUAGAUGAUCAAGAGGAUAAUACAUUUACCAUUACCGUAGAUCAUAAAACGUUUCAUUUUCAGGCUCAACACAGCGAAGAACGUGAAAAAUGGGUUAGACGAUUAGAGGAUACUAUACGACGUCAUGCUAAUCGUUCGCGAAUGUGGGAGAGUCAAAGCACUUUCUAUUUGGGUGGCUAUCAUAAAGACUCUAGUAAUAAACGUGCCAAUUAUUUGGAAAUAUUAGGUAGACGUGUUUCCGAAGCGGACGCAUAUUUGCAAUUAAUGAUUGAGCAAACAAAUAUAAUUGAGAAACGCAUUGCCGCCAUAACGGAUCCUAAUGAAAAACAAAAAUGUAAAGCUUUACAAGACAAUGCUAGUGCCAUGUUGGAUCACAUCAAACAUUCAAUAGUAAGCCUACAAAUUGCUAAAAAUAUGGCAAAUCCUAUUAACGGCAUUUAUAAUGGUCCCGUUGUCGGCACCUCAACAAAAUUGCUAACAGAAAGCGGUACAUCCGAAUCGUCGAUAGCGAUAGAUCCGAUCGAUGCAAGUGUGGACAGUAUUGCGAUUUUGAAAGCUCCCGCAAUGAUGCGUGACGACGAUAGCUCUACGACAGAGAAUGUAACAACAGCUAUGGUUGUGCCAGAAACUUCUUAUUCAAGUAGUGAAGGUGAGGAUGAUUAUUACGAUGCUAAUGAUGAUCCAUUUACCAGUUUAGGCAGUUCACCGGUAACAUGUGCAACGCGUGCUUUCUCUGCAGAAACGACAGCAGCGCAUGAUAAGACCGCAGGAGAUCCAAAUGAACCAAACAUUGCGACAAGUUCGGAUAAUGAAGCUCUAGUCACAACUGGUAAGACGACAACGACGACAGCAACACCAACGUCAACGUCAACGCCUACGGCAACAGAUGCGGAUGAUUAUCAAACGGCUUCAUGUGCAGUUAGUGAAACGGGUGGUUGUGGCAGUACAGCUGGCUGUGGUGGGAACAGUCAAGAGUCUGCAAAUGUAAAUAUCCUGCAAGGAGAUUUAAUCGACUACGAUGCCUUGUACGAGGAAGAAGAGGACACGACGCUAAGUAUGGAAGCGCACGGUUCAAUGUUGUCACAUCUAUUGUCACAGGUUAAGAUUGGCAUGGAUUUAACUAAAGUGGUGCUACCGACAUUUAUACUCGAGAGACGUUCACUGUUGGAAAUGUAUGCCGAUUAUUUUGCUCAUCCCGAUCUAUUUUUAAAAAUUGCCGAUCUAGAUAAUCCUAAAGAUCGUAUUGUUCAGGUAUGUCGUUGGUAUUUAAGCGCUUAUCAUGCGGGUCGUAAAAGCGCAGUUGCCAAAAAACCUUAUAAUCCUGUAUUAGGAGAAAUUUUUCAAUGCUAUUGGGAUAUACCAGGUGAAAUAGCUGACGAGGUAACGGUUAAAGAUGGUCCUGUACCGUGGUGUAGAAGAGACCAAUUAACUUUUUUAGCGGAACAGGUUUCCCAUCAUCCGCCCAUUUCUGCGUUCUAUGCUGAGCAUUAUAAUAAGAAGAUUACUUUUUCGGCACAUGUUUGGACGAAAUCGAAAUUUCUCGGUCUCUCAGUGGGUGUGCAUAACAUUGGCGAAGGUGUUGUAACCUUGGUCGAUAAAGGCGAAGAGUAUAUUGUUACUUUUCCGAAUGGUUAUGGACGAUCCAUACUGACAAUACCUUGGAUAGAAUUGGGUGGUUCAGUGGAAAUCAAGUGUCCUCAGACGGGCUAUUAUGCUCACGUGGAAUUUUUAACCAAACCGUUUUACGGUGGAAAACGAAAUAAAGUAACCGCUGAGAUUUAUUCACCCAACGAAAAGAAGCCUUUUGUAUCUAUUGCCGGCGAGUGGAGUGGUCUAAUGGAGGCGAAAUGGCACGAUAAAAAUAAAACUGAAGUAUUCGUUGAUGUAAAUCGUAUACCAAUAUUUAAGAAACAAGUUCGACCAAUCGUUGAACAAGAAGAUUACGAAUCCAGACGUGUGUGGAAGGAGGUGACAGCUGGACUCAAAUACAAUGACAUUGAAAAGGCAACAAAUGCCAAGUGUCAGGUGGAACAAGUACAGCGUGAACAAGCAAAGUUCAGAAAGGAAGGUGAAUUGUUGUGGGAGCAAAAGUAUUUUAAACCAGUGGGUGAUAAUUGGAUCUAUACGCGUCCUUUGAGUCAACGUAUUUAUUUGCAAGAAAAAGAAGGCAAAAGAUAAUAAAGAAAGUCUUCGGCAACAACAUCCGCUUCCUCUUCUAUGUAGAAAGUCAAAUAAACCGAAAAAAAAGUUCGGUAAUUUCCGGCUUCCCUUUUCUCUUCAUAUCAGAGGUAAUAAAACACCAAAACAACAACAGCAACAAUAGAAACAAAAAAAGAGGAGAAAUGUUAGAAAAAAAAAAAACAAUGUCGUAGUAAGCAAUCUCCUGUAAAUCAU
Molecule: messenger RNA, 3057 nt
Organism: Glossina fuscipes
Lineage: Eukaryota; Metazoa; Arthropoda; Insecta; Diptera; Glossinidae
Product: oxysterol-binding protein-related protein 9
Exons: 15
Coding region: 457-2841 (794 amino acids)
Cellular component (GO): intracellular membrane-bounded organelle; cytosol; membrane
Molecular function (GO): sterol binding
Source: RefSeq, a predicted model, not a curated record